Messenger RNA from Drosophila erecta, 3699 nucleotides. RefSeq names its product probable G-protein coupled receptor CG31760. Gene Ontology annotation, cellular component: membrane. NCBI's taxonomy places the organism in Eukaryota, Metazoa, Arthropoda, Insecta, Diptera, Drosophilidae. The transcript has 14 exons. Gene Ontology annotation, molecular function: G protein-coupled receptor activity. The record is from RefSeq and is a predicted model, not a curated record. Gene Ontology annotation, biological process: G protein-coupled receptor signaling pathway.
CUGGACAGUUCGUCGCGGAGUUUCGAGUGUGUCGGUUGUGCCAAGGCGGAAUAACGGUACAUCCUUCAAAGGAAGCCUGUGUGUGUGUAUAAAGCAGCUCCACACAAAAUAGAAUAAAACGAAACAAUAAAAGACACAUUAAAGUGGAGGGAGGAUGAUGAAGUGAAAAUAACAAAAACAGUUGAAAAUCAGACGUCUUUGACUUUGCAGACGGCAAGAAAAGUGCGAGUCAUGAUUUGAGUUUCAGGAAACGGAGUUGCAAAUGCGAAAACAACAAUGAGAUGCUGGCACAAUGCGGUGAGGCGCAGAAAGAAGAAGCCGGAGGCGGCGGCGCCAGCGGCGGCGGGAUCAAAGGGGGCGCACGGAGGCGUGGCAGGUCCGCGAGAUGCAGAUGCCAGCUGCCAGGGGCAGCAACAAGUGGCCCUCGACACUUGGCUAACAACGCAAGCUGUCCCUCUGCUGUGGCUGCACUUGUUGCUCCUGGUCGCAUUUGCCAAACAUGCGGCUGCAGCCACCACAAUUGCCACAAAUCCCGAGGCCAGCACAACAACAGUGGGCAACUACACGACGACGACCACAGCACUGUCCUCGUCCACGGCAGCCACUGCAACGGGUUCAGCUUCUGGUUCCGCACCAGCGGGCGAUAAGUUCUCCGGCAAUUGGGCCAACCUGGAGGAUUCAUUCAGGAAUGUCGUGCGCAUCGGCGAUGGCAACACGGUCACACGGACCGCCAUUGAACAAUCGCUGGUGACGAUACAUGACAUUGCCACCGAGAACUUGGGGACAUUGUGCAUCUCGACCCUAUAUCGCCCCCUACAAGUGCCCAUCAACUCGGAACGAUAUGAGAGCUCCAGGCAGAAAACCGAUUUGGCCGCCUCGAUACUCCAGGAAGUGGGCAUCAUUCGGCACGGCGGACUCUCGGAUGCUUUGGCCAAGGGCCUGCUCACCGAUGACUUUAUAACCGGAGCCCGCAUUUUGGCCCUGAAUCUGACGAACGGAGCGGUCCAGUCCUACGUCUGGUGGGUCAAGGGGGCAGCGGCGGAGACCCAGCGGUACGACGAGGACGGACUGCAGAUUGGCAAAAAGCCCGCAGGCAGUUAUCCCUGGUUCGACGACGAGACCUCCUCACCCACGCUGCGUUCGCCCAAAUUCGCGCCCAGUCCGCCCAACAACUACUACAAGGGCUGGUGGACCUUUCCCUACUUCUCGUGCUCCCAGAGCCGCUGGCUGGUUUCCUACAGCAUCGCAAUCCCGCCGAUUGGGCGCCACGGGCUAAGGGGCUUCAUCAGCAUCGACAUCGACGUGUCCACGCUGCGGGUCAACCAGUGCGAGGCGGAGCCCUAUCCAUUUGGGAGUCGCCGCCAGAAAGUGCAGCAGAUGCAGCCGCACAAUCGCCUCGGGGCGCGGAGAUCCCCCUUUUUGGGCGCCAGGAUGGCCCCCAUGGCCAUCGAUGAGGGCACCAUCAACGAUCUGCAGGCCUUCCACAGCUCCCACAAGUGUCAUCGCACCUCCAUGGUGUGUGACUACCGUCAGCCGAGUGCGGAGACACCGAGCGUAACUGGUGGAAAACUGCUGACCACGCUGACCGGAAGCAGCAGCUGGACCCGUGGAUCCUACCAGUGCCUGUGCCGCGGGGGUUUCUACUCGCUGCGGCAUCCGGACGGUUUCAACGGCACCAUCAUGGAGAUUGCCUGGCAGGAGCAGCAGGACAACAUAAGCAAUUACUAUUCCGAGGUCUUCAAGUGUUUGCCCUGCGCCCCCGGCUGCGACACGUGCACGGGUCCGGAGCCAUGUUUGGCCAACUACCACUGGCCAUUCAGAAUAUCCCUGCUGACCAUAUCCAUUGGCUGUGCCUGCGGCACCUUCGUCCUCGCCGGCUACCUCUUCCGGCAUCGUCGCGUGAAGGUCUUCAAGGUGGCCAGCCCCAUCUUCCUGAUGAUCACGCUCAUCGGCUGCGCCAUCAUGUAUCUGGAGAUGGUAGCUAUCUUUCCCUAUCUGGACACCACUUGGUGUAUUGCUACUAAAUGGACGCGGCACAUGGGCUUUUGCAUCACCUACACUUCGCUGCUGAUGAAAACCUGGCGGGUGUCCUUAACUUAUCGUGUCAAGUCGGCCCACAAAAUAAAACUGAACGAUCAGCAACUCUUGCAGUGGAUGGUGCCCAUUCUGUUGGUCAUGCUCAUCUACUUGGGCACAUGGACGAUUUCGGCAACGCCCACAGCAGAAGUGAUCCUAGACCAGAGCCACUUGAAGUUCAAGCAGUGCUCGUACAACUGGUGGGAUCACAGCCUGGCCAUCGGAGAAGUAUUCUUCCUGGCCUGGGGCAUCCGGGUGUGCUACAAUGUGCGGAAUGCGGAGAGUCUGUACAACGAGGCUCGGCUCAUCUCCUACGCCAUCUACAACAUAGCCCUCGUCAAUAUCGCCAUGGUGGUGUUCCACGUAAUGCUCUUCCCGAAUGCCGGACCCGAUUACAAAUACAUGCUGGGAUUUGUGCGCACCCAGCUUUCGACGACCACCACCAUUGCUUUGGUGUUUGGGCCCAAGAUUCUGCGUGUUUUCAAGGGACAGGGCGACAAGUGGGAUCAGAAGGCCAAGGUGAGGAGCAUAACAGCUUCAUUCUCGCUAAAUGGAGUGGGUCUGGUGCCGGAGGAGUCGCCGGAUCUCUACCAGGAGAAUGAAGAGCUCAAGGAACAAGUCCAGAAGUUGGCCCACCAAAUCGAGUUCAUGAAGACUGUGCACAUGCAGAUGAACAACAGGCAUCUGAAGCCAAAGCCGGGCGGAUAUUUCACCAUAACUUCAACCUCGUUUCAAGCGCCAUAUAGCAAAAACACGGUUUCCACUGCGCAGACGCAAACUGGCAAAGAUGAGAACAGCACGCCAACGAAACUAAAAUCGCCCAAAGGCAAAGUCUGACGAGGUCAACGAAGUGUUAAAGAUUGCUCAAUAGAAGUCGAUGGGGGGCAGGGCACCACCACGCCGGUGGAGGAUGCCAUUGAGUUUAAUUUCCACCUAGCGGAUUCGGAGGAGGGUAUGAUUAUCCAGGAAGGUGAGCGGCCAGGAGCGGAGGAGGAGGCGGCCUUGAUCGCACAGUUUCGCCGCCUCUUUGCGCCCAUUUUGGAUGACAGUUUGAAUCUGUACUACCAACUCAACGAUUUGGACGACACGGAGCACGUGAGGAUCCAUCAAACGGUGGCCCAGAUGAACGACCUGACCAGCAGCGAGGAGGAGACGAUGGUUACCCAGGUGAACAGUCCAUCGCCACCUCCGGUGGAGGUGGAGCUGCUGCUCCCACUAUCCAGCGACAGUUCCACGGCCAGUAGUUCUCUGUACGCCAUUCACACGCCGUCUCCGGCUCAUCCCAAUGGUGUGCUCCUGGUGCCCCAGCAUUUGGAGUCACCGAUGCUGUCCGGCAGUGAUAGCAUUACAAUCACCGAGCAGGUGCAGCUGCAUAAUCCACCACACCAUCUGCAGCUCCUCGAGGACGGGAACAACACGUCCUGUUCGCUGUCAUCGAAUCUGACGGAUAGCAAAACCCUGGAUGGUCGCACCCCUAUCGUGGUCUGAUGGAUACUCCAAUCCCGAUCUGCUUAACUUGUGAUUAUGUUUACACAGUCUUAGAGCUACAACAAACAGUUAGCGAGAAAUAAGCCGCUUAAUGUUUAAUAUAGUCUUAAAUAAUGUUUGUGUGUAUGUGUCUGU